Actinia tenebrosa (Australian red waratah sea anemone) is the source of this 6680-nucleotide messenger RNA. RefSeq lists its product as uncharacterized. NCBI's taxonomy places the organism in Eukaryota, Metazoa, Cnidaria, Anthozoa, Actiniaria, Actiniidae. The record is from RefSeq and is a predicted model, not a curated record.
AGUUAGCAAGAUUCGUACGUGUAACGAUGCAAUGCACAGCUAUAUUGCAGGACCUUUCUCGAAACCAAAACGUUCUUUGAAUGAUAAAUAAGUUUGGUACUAUUGAGAUUCUUUCAAAGGUAUUCAUAUAAAAAAUCUAAAACCAAGUAGUUAAAGUAUGUGGGAAGCUAUGGUCGCGGAAAUUCUGUUCAUUUUACAAGGAAACAACCCUAUCUUUGUCAAGGAAAUACUUUAUUUUUCAAGUUGCAUUCCAGGGCAAGAAACAGAAAAAAUUCUAGUCAGUGUUUUUGGCGAUCAGAUUUUUAAACACUGAGAUAUGUUCUACGUAAUUUGUUAAGCUCAUAUUGUGGGCAAUGGUAACUAAGGAGAGUGGAAACCAUGAAUAGCUUUAAAACUUACAUAACUGAUGCAAGGGGCCGCUGCCACGUGACGGAGAAAAACCAAUGCUCGACGCGGUUUCCACAAGGGGCUUGAUUGGAAAUUUCUAAUUAACUCGGUACAAAAAAAUUAAUAAAGCUAAGAAAACAAACGGCAUCUGCACGCAAAGUAUAUACGCAAUUACAAUAUUUGAUAAUACUGUAAGGAAAUGUUAACAGGCAGAAAAUUUUAGAAAUCUGUGUAAUUGCCCAACUGAAACCAAUACUUAUGAAGAACAAAGCCUAUCAAGCAAUUAACUUCGUUCCAACUAUUUCCAAAAGUUGAACAAAUUCUUUUUCUUUUACUAGAAAAGCCUUGGUGUUAAGUUGUAGAUGUUGGUCAAUACUAGCUGUUAUGAACAGUGGUGAUUAGUUUAUAAUGCUCGAGGACCUAURAAGAUAUCAUAUCACGAGCUCCGGAGUGGGGAGGGGGGAUUUGAUCGAAGUAGCUCCCGACAUUUUGUAUCACUUUAGUGAAAACUAAAACUAGAGAAAAAAAUAAAAGCAAAUACCCUGAGAAAAACUAAUAACAGUGAUGUUGAUAAAAUCCUGUUCGAUAGAAGACCAGAAGUUACUCUACUUUUAAUAGAUGACGUUGGUUAUCUAUUAAAAGCAGAUCUGGAAAAACAAAAAUCUUAACGAACUUUAAAAAAUGCACGCAGAAUGACRUAGUUUUCCAAAACUAAGCUCUAAGUCAAGAUUUCAUUGACGUUGUGAAGAAAAAACUAGAAAAUUGAUUUCUUAUUACUUCGUGGCGUUGCUUCUUCAUCUAAACAAUACAAAUUUCACGAGUUCGAUGAUAGGAAGACRACGACAAAGAUUAAUCAGUGAAUAAGACACCUUCUUUUGAGGUUGUUGGGCGUCUCCCAUUAAAAAAAUGGUCACUGCUUAAUUAAUGUAGAUAAUUAAUUGGCCAAUUAUUGGUCUCCCAUGAUCUUAAAGURGUUCUCGAUUAGCGCCUCUGCAACGGUUUUUAAUUAAUCUAAAGCCUAUUUAAGUCGAAUGGCAAUUGUAUCUAAGGUAUUUAGACCAAGYAUUUGGAGCUACAACAUAGGUAGAGUUGUUGAAGUAAGAUGRCCUUCCUUGCAACUAAAAAUUUCGUCGCCUCGCUACAGAAAAGACGCAAUUCAUCGCCGUUACCAAUGCCGAACAGAAUCCAUAUGUCCUCUGUUUUUACAGAACGUUAUCAGGUGAUCGAGGUUCGGCGGUCCAAAGAGCUACCUUGUGGAAAAAACGAUGGCAUUCUUCGUAGCCCUCAUUCGUUAUCUAACAGUUUUAGCGCUGAGGUAACUUCAUUCGAUACAAUGUGCAGCCUUCAACAAAGGAAGCGAAGGCCAACCAGGCUACCGCCAAUUCAGUCCACGACAGCAGAGAAAAAGGAAGACAAAAGAGAAGUUAGGCGAAAAAAAGCCUCUUUUCUCAAAAAGAGUUCUAAAGUGCACGCUCAAAACACUGAAAAAGGAAUCGAAGUUCAGGCGACCUCCAAGGUACAAUCCCAUAAAAGCUUACGAAGAAAGCGUCAAGUCAAGGCAGAUGGUUACAAAUUGCUGGAGGAAGAUGAGAAGAUCUAUGAAGAUAAAAAAGGGAAAGCCGGGAAAUCGUUUGAGCUGGAAUGGGAGCCAAACGAAGAUAGUGAACAGGAUGACGAGCAAAAGGAAGUUGACCUUUCAGAUUUCCAGGGCAAGAACAACUCAGAUCUUAUCAGAAAAAAGAGUCCAAGCUCAGGAGAGGACAAUAUCCAGAUAUCAUACCGAGUCAAAGCCAAAUCCGAUGAGUCGCCAUCUGGGGAAAUCACAAGCUCUCGAGCAAGCAGUGUGCAAAAGACUGAGAAGCCAUCUGAAUUUAAACAAAUGAAGUUACCUAUAAUUGCGAGUGUCAAAGAACACCAAAUAAGAAGAGAGUGCGAAUCGAAUGGUAGAACGGGACAUGGCUCAACGGAUUUGACCACAAAUGAAUUUCGCCGUCCAUUACGAAGACCGCGUACCAGCGAUCCACUGUUGAACAACUUACAGCUUCAACGAAAUAACCCUGUUCUGCCUGUCAUCAAGCCAAAAUCAAGCGUCCAGUUUCCUAGUUUGCUGCAGUAUGAGAUCAGAGACGGACCACCAGAAUAUCUUACUCCUCGCAUCAGUCGUCCUGAAUGGGAUGCGAACAAAUCUCCUAGUCAAAAUGGAUAUAACUCUGUGGCCGCGGCAGAGAGGGACAGUGACUUGGAAAGGGAGAGACAGCGUAUCAGAAAACUGUGCCGAGCUCAAAACGAGCUUACAAGAGUAAGUAUCGAAGAAGACAACUAUCCAGCCUGCCAUGGAGCGAAUCAGUGUUUUCGAGCAUCGUUUCUUGAUGUGCCAGAUCAGAACGAGGCAAAAAGAACGAGACUUCCAGAAAUUAAGCCAAGAAAGCAGUCAAUACAUUGCUUUAGAAGAAUUACCUCAUCAACCCGGGUCAGACCAGUAUCGUCCUAUACAGCAGUACCCCAACGAAGCACAUCAGCCCAACUUGCAUACCUUACAUGUGGACAAUCAUCCGUAUCCCAGAUACGUUCCUGCAGCACAGAACCCGCUCUGGCCUCAGAAAAAGACACAGUUCGCAACCAUCGUGAAAGCACCCAGAAGCUCGACGUCUACGAGUUCUUGAGAGAAGGCACUGAUGAGACAAAUGGUUCAAUGGAACGACCUUUCAAUUCCAAUACAAAGUCCAAAGAUAGAAAAAAAGAAAUGAGCCAUAUUUUUCGGUUCCUCAAAAGACUGUAGAUAUAACUUAUAAUAACACUUCGUCGUCUUGAGCAAAGCUUGGAAAGCAUGGACAAAAAUCAUUCUCGUACCCAAAGCCUGGGUACGAGAAUGGGUCAAAAUCAAAGAUGCAUGAAAAGGAAAGCUUUGCGUGAGACAGGCAAAGAGAGGAGACUUCAGUUACGAGUUCAGUAUCUGCAUGUUGCUCAGGGCUAGCUUCAAUUUUGUGUAGAAUAUUUACGUGUUUCAGUGAAGGUACUUUGAAUUUAAUUUCAAAGUGAUGGUAUUCAUGAAGUUGUACGUAUACAUUUUAAAUUUUACAGUCGGUACUUGUGAAUAUUUUGACGCUAAAAUAGGGUUCAACCCUGGGUUUUGUCUCAAAAAACAAUAAGGGACAAUAUAGUACAGACAACAAUUCUCCGACUUUCACAAAUAAUCUUUUUCCAAAGUUUUCCAAAAUGCAAGUGUAAAGAUACGAUGAGACACCCUUUGGUGGGAGUAUUAGCCCUUUUGCGAUAUUAAUUUCAACGCCUAUUUUCAGUGCGAUUAAAUUGGUAAUUCGACCACGAAAUGUAACAACAAAAGCACCGGUAAAUGUCAAAAUCGAAUGAAAUGAUCAUGCUUGUUACGUAAAGCCAGUCUCGGCUGACUCGACUACUCAUUCGAGUUCUCCAAUACUUAUUUUGAUAGGUAUGCCCAAUUAUUUAUGUUGGCCAGUUAUACUCACUGUAUUUAACUGUAAUAAUGUAAAUAACUUAAACGGCUCGGUGGCACAGUGGUAAGUGCUUCCGACUUUAGUAACUCCCAAUUCAUCAGCAGUUUAAAAUUGAACCCUGACUAAGGGGUAAAAUUCUUAAGGUGGAAAAACCUAUGCUAGAAAUAGUUUUUCCCCUGUAAAUAUGGGAAUCUGAACUUAAAAAUGCUGGUGCCUGCUUGAUAAAGUGUUUCUAAUUAAUGAUCUGUGAUGGAUCUUGAUGGAUUCUUACAAAAUUAAAGGUAGGCCUUAUCAGUGAUUCUGUAAUAUGCAAUGACCGUGGAUCAAGCAUGACCGUGGAUCAACCAUGACCCUGGAUCAACCAUGACCCUGGAUCAACCAUGACCCUGGAUCAACCAUGAACCUGGAUCAUCCAUGACCCUGGAUCAUCCAUGACCCUGGAUCAUCCAUGACCCUGGAUCAACAAUGACCCAUGAUCAUUCAUGACCCUGGAUCAACCAUGACGCUGGAUCAUUCAUGACCCUGGAUCAUCCAUGACCCUGRAUCAAUCAUGACCGUGGAUCAAGCAUGACCGUGGAUCAUCCAUGACCCUGGAUCAACCAUGACCCAUGAUCAACCAUGACCCUGGAUCAACCAUGAUCCUGGAUCAAUCAUGACCCUGGAUUAUCCAUGACCCUGGAUUAACAAUGAUCCUGAAUCAACCAUGAACCUGUAUCAACCAUGACCCUGAAUCAACCAUGACCCUAGAUCAACCAUGACCCUAGAUCAACCAUGACCCUGGAUCAACCCUGACCCUGGAUCAAUCAAUGACUCCUGAUGAAACAUAAACCCGAUUCAACUUAUACCCUUCAUCAAGUGGCUCUGACCCUGAACUAACAAUGAUCCUAGAGCAAAUACAACCUUGAAUUAGCCACGAUCCACAGAUCAAACACACCGCAAAUCAACUAUGACUAAUAGUCUGAUAAAGAAAAGUAAAAUAUAAAUUCUUGGUUUCACAUUAACAAUCCAACAAAAACUAUAAAAACAAGAAUAUCGUGAUACAUUGCAUUUAAUGCUAACCAUGUGAAUCAUUUUUGAAGAUGGCGCCGCCCUAACGGGCCAUUAAACACGAAUACAUAUUAAGAAAUCAAAUUAAAGUGCAAUGCGUAAAGUAUGACCACGUUCAAUGUAUUCGUAUACUUCUAUGCACAGGCUUUUUGCUGUGAAACAAGCUUUUAAAAGUCUGAGGAGCACGGGUAGCGUAGCAGUGAGAGCGCUCGCCUCUCACCAAUGCAACCUGGGUUUGAUCCUCGGAAUCGUCGUAGGUCGUAGUGAGUAGAGUUUGUUGGUUCUCUCCUGUGCUUCGAGGGUUUUUCUCCAGGUUCUCCGGUUUUCCUCCCUCCGCAAAAAUCAAUAUUUAAAUUCUUAUUCAACCUAGAAGGGCCCAGAUGAAAAUUACUCUGUUUAAUUCUAGUUACCCACUACCAAAUUGUGUUUUUUUUCUUAAUUGGUGAAACCAACGUACAAAAGCGGGUGCAUAAAAUGCGAAUACAUUAAAUGUGACCAUACUUUUGCGCGUUGCGCUGUACCAAUAUUACAGUUAAACCACCUAUAGCGUGAACACGUAGAGGUCAUUAAUGACUUUGUUUUUGGAUUCUUGAUUUCAUUAUUCGAUUCGAAGAUUCAUUAAUGAAAACGAAUCUUCAAUAUCCAAAAAAAAAUUAAAAAAAUAAAUAAAAAAAAUUGAAAAUUCGAUUAACUUGGCUUGUAGGUUCUUGUUUAUAGCGCAAACAGAAGGUAAGUCAUUAAUAUUACAUGUUCCUAGUUGUUUUUGCAUUUCAGUUGCAUAUAUGCUUGGCUUUUGUAAAUGCCAGGCUUUGAAGAUUCGUUUUCAAUAAUGCAUGUUCGAAUCGAAUAAUGAAAUCAAGAAUYCAAAAAUAAAGUCAUUAAUGACCUCUACGUGUUCACGCUUGAGGUGUUUUGACUGUAAUAUAUUGUUAGAUUUUAUGACAAAUAUUAAAAAAAUAAAAAAUAUUUAAGACCAGUCUUUUAUAACCAUUGAUGUUGAGGUUGAUCUGGACUAUGGGAGUGACUGGAAGAAUCGUGUCUUUGCAUCAAAGCAAGACGAAUGGUGAACUUGAAACGAUAUAGACAAAAAAAUGGCCUUUAACAUUGCAAGCUCACAAGCUCACGUCUCGCUUCGAUGUAAUGUCAUGGCUAACUUUCAAGAUGGCGCUGGGAACUGUGAAAGGGACAAUUAAGGGAAGUGAAGGAUAUAGCACCACAUGGCCAGUCCUGGAUGUGAUGCCAUUUCGGGAGGAAUAUUAAAAUGGAACGAAAUUAUAGUCCAGUUAUAAAAAUGCAGGAAACGUUCUCUAACUAAAAUACUUAGUUGGUAUUUUGCUGUGCACAGCGGCGGCAUUAUACUAUUUAGCAAUUAGUCCUCAAGCCCGAAUGGACUAUGAGUCAAUAGCCUAGCUAUAGGAGGCCAAAGGUGGCUGAACAGGCUAUUGACUCAUAGGUCAUGAAGGCGAGAUGACUAAUUGUCUUAGUCAAAUCCAGCUAGUCGGUCGAUACAUAGAUGCAAACAAGUUUUGAACGAAAGUAACAUCAAUGUUUUGGCUUUAAAAACAGGCACUGUUCGCUACUAGUAGGCUAUAACUUAUAGAUAAGUAGUACAGUAGCUCAUCCAAUCAGAAUGCAGUAUUGAUGAUAGACCGCUAGUUGGAUUUGACUAUAAUUAGAUUAUUAAGCUUAACUUUGGCAUUCACUAUACCUACUGUAUAAGUGGUACUCCAUGUAAAUAUAGUAACAUAAGUUUACCCCGGGGGGGGGGGGGGG